Molecule: messenger RNA, 1195 nt
Organism: Charadrius vociferus (killdeer)
Lineage: Eukaryota; Metazoa; Chordata; Aves; Charadriiformes; Charadriidae
Gene: RAB4A
Product: RAB4A, member RAS oncogene family
Exons: 8
Coding region: 71-742 (223 amino acids)
Biological process (GO): regulation of endocytosis; Rab protein signal transduction
Cellular component (GO): postsynaptic recycling endosome
Molecular function (GO): GTP binding; GTPase activity
Source: RefSeq, a predicted model, not a curated record
AAAGCCUGAGCAGCUGGGUGGGGGCGUGAAGAAUGAGAGAAGCUUGGAACAGAAUGUCUUGAAUGUGUAAAUGGUCAUAUUUGUGAGUGAGAAACAGCAAUCUCUUUCUGAGAAAGAUUUCCUGUUUAAGUUCUUGGUCAUAGGAAAUGCUGGAACUGGAAAGUCCUGUUUACUACACCAAUUUAUUGAAAAGAAAUUCAAAGAUGACUCAAAUCAUACUAUAGGAGUGGAAUUUGGUUCAAAGAUCAUAAAUGUUGGUGGUAAAUAUGUAAAAUUGCAGAUAUGGGAUACAGCAGGACAAGAGAGGUUCAGGUCUGUAACAAGGAGUUACUAUAGAGGAGCUGCAGGUGCUUUGCUUGUCUAUGAUAUAACCAGCCGGGAAACCUACAAUGCACUUACUAAUUGGUUGACGGAUGCAAGAAUGUUAGCAAGUCAAAAUAUUGUGAUAAUACUGUGUGGAAACAAAAAGGAUCUUGAUGCAGAUCGUGAAGUUACUUUUUUAGAAGCAUCCCGGUUUGCACAAGAAAAUGAGCUGAUGUUCUUGGAAACAAGUGCACUAACAGGGGAAAAUGUUGAAGAGGCCUUUGUACAGUGUGCAAGGAAAAUACUCAAUAAAAUUGAAUCAGGAGAACUGGAUCCAGAAAGAAUGGGCUCAGGUAUUCAGUAUGGAGAUGCUGCCUUGAGACAGCUGAGAUCACCACGUAGAGCACAAGCACAAAGUGCUCAAGAAUGUGGGUGUUAAAGAAACAAAACACAAAUUCCCAAAUACUUACUUUAGAUACAGAAGCUGUCCUUGCAAAUGGUGUUUGAAGAAACAAACAAGGCUUGAAGGCUAUGCAGUUUUUACAAGCAUCUUUCCACUAUCUACAAACAGCAGAUGACUGCUGACAGAAAGGAGUACCCUGUGGUGUGGGGCAGGAAUGUUCACAUGACACAAAAGUCUGCAAAGCGAACUUGAUAAUUUGGUGGACAAUAUUAAGACUCAUAGCUGUAUGUAAACAUUUUCCAUUACCUAUUUUUGUUCUUUCACCUUUGGUUUAAAGCAUUGCUAUAUACUGUAAAUAAUGUAACAGUAAAUUUACAAAGCAUGGUAUACUUAUGUAUGCUGAUAGAAUGUUGCACUACGAGCAGUUUAAUAUUUUAUUUUUAUAUCAUAUAAACAGAUUUAACUGAGGUAGGCUUUGUCAUGUUUGUU